Cyprinus carpio (common carp) is the source of this 1474-nucleotide messenger RNA. It is a transcript of the gene csrp3, whose product is annotated as cysteine and glycine-rich protein 3-like. The transcript is spliced from 6 exons. Gene Ontology annotation, molecular function: structural constituent of muscle; actinin binding. Gene Ontology annotation, biological process: muscle tissue development; sarcomere organization; cardiac muscle contraction. NCBI's taxonomy places the organism in Eukaryota, Metazoa, Chordata, Actinopteri, Cypriniformes, Cyprinidae. Bases 158 to 739 code for a protein of 193 amino acids. Gene Ontology annotation, cellular component: nucleus; cytoplasm; Z disc. The record is from RefSeq and is a predicted model, not a curated record.
UGUGUGUGUGGAGGAGGGGGGUGAUGUCCACUAUAUAAAGACCCGCCAAAGAGGGUCAGAAAUGGACAUCAUCAGGACCCUGAGCUGGACAGAGGUGAAAGCAUCAUUUCCAGAAAAAGAUUUCUUAUAUAACCUGUAGUCUCUGCCAGAGCUGAAGAUGCCAAACUGGGGUGGAGGAGCCAAAUGUGCGGCCUGUGAGAAGACGGUUUACCAUGCUGAGGAGAUCCAGUGCAACAGCCGCAGCUUCCACAAAACCUGCUUCAUCUGCAUGGCUUGCCGUAAAGGUUUGGACAGCACAACAGUUGCAGCACACGAGUCUGAGAUUUACUGCAAAUCCUGCUAUGGCAAGAAAUAUGGUCCCAAAGGUUAUGGGUACGGCCAGGGUGCUGGAGCGUUGAGUUCUGACCCCGUUAAUAAUGAAGAACUUCAGCCUCAGGAGCCCAAAACUCCCCAUCCUGCAUCUGCGAACUCAAACCCAAGCAAGUUUGCACAGAAGUUUGGGAGUACGGAUCGCUGUCCUCGCUGCUCCAAAGCCGUUUAUGCAGCAGAGAAAGUCAUGGGUGCUGGAAAGCCCUGGCACAAAACCUGCUUCCGCUGUUUACUGUGUGGGAAGAGCCUGGAAUCCACCACAGUGACGGAUAAAGACGGAGAGCUCUACUGUAAAGUUUGCUAUGCCAAAAACUUUGGUCCAAAGGGGCGUGGCCUGGGGAACCUGGGUGUGGUUGAGGACAAUGAAUGACAAGCUUAGACCAACCCAAUGCAGCCACUUUUUCACUGCACACAACAACCGAAUAUGACUGUCAGAAUUUGCCCCCUAGUGGCAGUCCUGAUGAUUUUUUCGUAUGUUCAGUAAAGGAGUGCAAUAGCAAGAGCAUUUAACCUCUAAGAAUUCCCCAAAAUGGAAUAAAUAAAACUGUGCAAAAAUGUUAUUAUUAAUUUAUUAACUAAAUUAACAAUGUAUUUGCAUUUUGCCAAGUUUUAAUGCAUCCACAGCUCAAUUUGGAUCUGAAAAUUUCACAUUUUCUAUAGGAAAUGAAUGACUUCUGGUCUAUCAAACGCUAUUUGUUGUGUGCAGUGAAAAGUCAGCUUUAUACAUCAAGCUGAAGUGUGUCAGUUCCAAACAGAAUAAAAGAACAAAAGAAAAGAAAAACACCCAAAACUCACACCAGUGUUCCUGUGUGUGGACUGUGUGAUUAAGCAGUAUAAUGUUGUGAUGGUGUAAAAUAUUUACACUUUUUGAGAACCUCAACCAACAGCUCACGUAUCUCCUCACGAUAAGUUACGAAAGGGGAAAGUAUUUUAAGAUUAAAAAAAAAAAUGUAAUGUACACACUUCAUUUUGAAUGUGAUCUUAUAUUGAUGCUAUGCUGCAUAAAAGAAAUGUAUUACAAUUAUAUGAAUCCUAACUACUGUAACUAUAUAUCAUAUGUCAUUGCAUAAAAACAUAAAUAAAGGAUAAAAUAUGUGUUAUUCAA